Armigeres subalbatus is the source of this 2148-nucleotide messenger RNA. RefSeq names its product profilin (gene chic). The transcript is spliced from 4 exons. The record is from RefSeq and is a predicted model, not a curated record. Bases 233 to 613 code for a protein of 126 amino acids. Gene Ontology annotation, molecular function: actin monomer binding. Lineage: Eukaryota; Metazoa; Arthropoda; Insecta; Diptera; Culicidae. Gene Ontology annotation, cellular component: cell cortex.
ACAAAACGGUUUUCAGACUUCAACAGCCCGUCAGCUCGAUCGUCGCCAUCAAUCGUUUGUGUUAAUUCACCCCGUGUGCCAUUGAAGAGCAAAGGCGAGAAGCACUCAGGUCCCAACUUUUCCUCCCUAGUGUCUAAUAGUAACCUCUAGCAUUAAAAUUUAAGAGUAAACAUACUCGCGUAGAAAGUGACAAAUUUCGAGUAACCACCACCAGAGAAAAAGAAAAAUCAUAAUGAGCUGGCAGGAUUAUGUUGACAAUCAGCUCCUGGCUUCCCAGUGCGUGUCGAAAGCGGCCAUUGCCGGUCACGACGGCGGAAUUUGGGCCAAAUCCGAUGGAUUCGAAGUAUCAAAAGAAGAACUUGCGAAAAUAGUGCAAGGUUUUGACAAAACGGAACUGCUCACCUCAGGAGGCGUGACACUGGCCGGCCAGCGUUAUAUCUACCUGUCUGGAACCGACCGAGUAAUCCGAGCUAAACUGGGCAAGAUGGGAGUACAUUGUAUGAAGACACAGCAGGCUGUUAUAGUAUCAAUUUACGAAGAGCCAGUGCAGCCUCAGCAAGCAGCGUCUAUAGUCGAAAAGCUCGGAGAUUAUCUAAUUACCUGUGGUUAUUAGAAGAGGUAAACUUUCAUACUGCUUUUUAUAAUUUAAACAUUAGAAACACACUUGAAUAAAAAUAAAAAAAAAUGAAAAAAACUGAAAAACAAUACAGUGUAAGCUUACUACUGCUAUUAGGAAUGAUAUAAACGAAGAAGAUAAAAACGGUUGCAAAAAAUGCAAAUUGUGAGAAUGAGAACGAGUAAAAAAGAGGAGAUUAAGGUUUUCUUCUUUUGCAAAGUCAAUAUUUAUAAGUUUCCUUGCUAGUUUUUGUUUUUCUUUUGUUUUCCGUAAGAUUGAGGAAGAUUGAGAUUGAGAGAAAGGACAUUUAUUGCUACCUUCUUUCUUAUUUCACCUGAUUGAUAGCGUUUCGUCAUUUUGUUUUCUCUCCUUCCUUCCGAGUAGUGGUUGUUUGUGUUCGGAUUUUUAUUUUCGCGGUAUUUCUUUUUUUUUGUUAAGUCAGACAUUUAUUUGCUGUUCUCUGAGUGUUGUUGUUUCGCGUGUUGAAUUCAAAAAGAACACAUGAUUAAAGCUCAAAAUUGUCGUCACGGUUUGAUUUUCUAUUUUGUUUUUCUUCUCUCUUUCUCUUUUAUUUACAGCCAACGGCGGCAGUGUGAGCGUAUUUCUCUUGUAUUUGUGUAAAAUCAGUUCAGUAUGAUAAGAAAUUGUAAUUUGUAUUAGCUCUUAAAAUCAUUAGGCAUCUCUCUGAAUUGGUCGAAUCGAAGAACUAAUGAAAAAAGGCUUGCGAAAGCAAGCGCGGAGAUUAUAGCAAAGUGACAAAGAUGAAGUGAAGUAAAAAUUUGCACAUAACGAUGAGGACAAAUUGAAAAUCUUUCGCAUUCUUCGAAGGCACAUGAGAUGAAUUACAGUCAUAUAGGAUACGAGCAUGAGCAUGGGUUGUAAUGUUGAAGUCAAGAAGAGGACGAAUAAAACAAACACAUGUAAAACUAAAAGCAAAAUGUGAAAGACCAUUUUUGAUGGUAGAAAAGAAAAAGAAAUGAAACGCAUAAGCUACUCUACUAUUAUUAUCAUCCGUAACUGUAUUAAUUAUUCCGAGAUGUGAAAUAGAGCUGAGGUAUGAGAACAGAUUUCGGUCCAUAAUUUGCAAAAAUGCGCGAGAACCAUUUUUCUUUGUGUCGGACAGCAUAAAUACAAGCAUAACUAUGAGAUAAACAAACAAGCGAAUCAAUAUGAUAAGGAUAAUGCAAUGAUAAUAAAACAAACAGCAAGAAAGAAUAACAGCGAAAAUAAUGGACAAAAAUGUGUGUGAUUUACUACUAAUUUACAAAUAAGUAAAAGCAUGUGAAAAAUUGAAGAGUUUUUAUCUCUCUUUAUUUUUUAUAAAUUAUCAUAGAAUUCUUGUGAUUAGAAUAAUUUAUUCUUAUUGUAUGAUCAAAAAGCAAACUUGCAAUGGUCUCUUUAAAAGUUUUCAAUCAUUUCUUCCAAAAACACAAACACCCUAUUUCGUUAAUUUAUGACUAUCCAUUGAGAACUAUCCUUCAUGAAUGUCCUUUCAGUACAGAAUGAAAUAAAAAAAAACGCGAAAACUUGAA